GUUUUCCCCGCCGAGGCACGUGAGCGAGUCACGUCACCGCAGGCGACAUCAUGGCGGCGGCAGGGACGGCGACGGGGAAGAUUGUAUACGAACAAGAUGGUGUGUUCAUUCAUUCAUACUCCGACAGAAAUGGUGAACAAGAUACACUUUCUGGGGUUCUGAGAUUAAUUGAUAAGGGUUCAGGAGUUGUAGUGGAUUGGACACCAGUGGAUGACUCCCUGGAUUCAUCAAAUAUAUUUUUUGCAGGAAAGGAUUCCAGUUCAGUUGUUGAAUGGACUCAACCCUCUAAGGAAAAAACUUCCAGAAAUAUGAUACAUCAAAUUAGUUGUGAAGCUGAAUGGGAUAUGCUUAAUACAGUUUCCUUCAAAAAGAAGCCCUUUGUGAAUGGUGAUGAUGAUUCAGUGUAUACCAUGAGUAAAAGAAGCAAAUGGGCAUUCUCCUUCAACCUGACUGAUCUGCAGUCCAUCAAAAUGAAUACAGAAGGCAUGGGUUGGUCAUACAUGGUAUUUUGUCUUGGGGAUACUUGUCUACCAGCUCUGCAUUUUCAUCACGGCGGCAGCAGAGAUUUAUUUCAGUGCCUUAAGAGAUAUAUUCUUCUUAGUGAAUCUUCCCAAGAUAACCAAGUAUACUUUGUUGUAUACAAUACCAAAGCACUUUCUCAGUCUUUUGAGAACCUGUUUGAAGAAAAUACAGUUGGUUUAGUACAUAAAUUUAAGAAAGAUCCAUAUAUGACAACACUUGGAGGCUUUUCCAAAGUUACAAACUACAUUCUUGAUGCUUUUCGUGGUUCUGAAGUAGCACCCCAACAAAGACCUGCUUCUGAAAUGGAUCUCAGCGACUCUAUUUCGUGUCUAGAAAUUAACCAUCAAGAAGAACCAGGAUUUGAAGUAAUCACACGUAUUGACCUCGGAACAAGGCCUGAAAUUCAAAGAGGAGAACCAGUUUCUGCUGAUGUGUGGUCUCAGAACAUGGAUACUGAUGACAAAAUCCUGGAUCCAGACAAGCUAAAAGAAAUAAUAUUCAAAGGGGGACUUUGUCAUUCAGUUAGAAAAGUGGCAUGGAAGUUUCUUCUGAAUUAUUUUCCAUGGGAUAGCACAAAAGAAAGUAGAAGACAGCUAACCAAAAGGAAAAUAGAUGAGUACUUCAGGAUGAAGUUACAGUGGAAGUCAGUCAGCGAAGAACAAGAAAAAAGGAAUUCAAGAUUGAAAGACUACAGAAGCCUUAUAGAAAAAGACGUCAACAGAACAGAUAGAACAAAUCCUUUUUAUGAAGGACAAGAAAAUCCUGGAUUGAUUCUACUGCAUGAUAUCUUAAUGACCUACUGCAUGUAUGAUUUUGAUCUUGGCUAUGUCCAAGGAAUGAGUGAUCUGCUUUCCCCCAUCUUAUACGUGAUGGAAAAUGAAGUGGAUGCCUUUUGGUGCUUUGUUGCCUUCAUAGAACAAAUGCAUUGUAACUUUGAAGAGCAAAUGCAAGGCAUGAAAACAGAAUUAUCUCAGCUGAGUACAUUACUUAAAUUGCUUGAUCUUGGGUUCUGGAAUUAUCUUGAAUCUCAAGAAUCUGGAUAUCUCUACUUCUGCUUCAGGUGGCUUCUGAUUCGGUUCAAAAGGGAAUUCAGCUUUCAAGAUGCUCUUAGACUUUGGGAGGUUAUGUGGACUGGGUUGCCUUGCCAGAAUUUUCAUCUUCUGAUAUGCUGUGCCAUACUAGACACUGAGAAACAGAAGAUUAUGGAAAAUCAUUAUGGCUUUAAUGAAAUUUUAAAGCACAUCAAUGAACUGUCCUUGAAAUUGGAUGUAGACGACGUGCUUUGUAAAGCAGAGGCAAUUUACUACCAAAUGAAAAAUUGCAAGGACUUGCCACAGGCAGUUGCUGAGAUUCUCGGCCUCAAGGAUGGUAUGACUGUAACGCCAGAUUUGGAAGCCGGUGUACCAGAAACAAGAGUUAGCAAAACUCACUGGAAGACAAACCAUUCAGAUGCAACAGCAACCUCUUUUACAGAGACAAUUGAAGAUUUAACAGAGUUUAGAGACACUGCUCAGAAUGGGCACAAAGUGACAGUCGUAGAGUGAAAUUGAAUGCUGCGACCUCAGUACCUGGAAAAAACUCCACAAUUUGUUUACUCAUUGCUAAAGUCCUUGUACAUGAUAUAUCAGUGUUUGAAUUGAUCAGGGGGUUUCGUUCUGCUGUGUAGGAAAGAAUGAUAGGACAGGAAAUGGAAUUUUUGCAAUUUCAAAUACUUAAAAAUGAAUGUAGAAGAAAUUUAUGUUUUACUAAUUACUUAAACCAUAAUGGCCUUCAUUGGGUAAUGCAUUUUUCAGACUUCACGUCAGGCACUUGCAUGAAUGUUGGAAAACAACACUUUUGUUUUGUAUUGAUAUAAGAACUAUUUUGUUACUUCAUGGAGGUUUCUCCAGUUAGUGUCUUGCUUCAUUUAAAAAAAAGUUUUCCUUUUCUACUGCAACAGAUGCAAAUUCACAAUUAAUUGGGUUUAAAAUAUGCAGAACAAAAUUAAAUUAAGUCUUAAUUGGCUUAUUCAGUUCAUGGUUUAUUAAUUCCAUCUAAAACAGGGCAUCCUAUAACUUAUAUUUUCAUGUGACCAGUUUUGGAGGAAAAUUAGAAUUUUGCAAUGUAAACGUAUUGGUUGGAUGACAAUAUGCAGCUUUCUUCUUUGGAAAAGCUCUGCAACUUAUAAUUGUUCUAAGAAGUAAAAAUGUUCUGAGCUACCCUCUGUAUUUUUGAUCAGCUGUCCUUAUUGUUCUAAUAUGAUUGAUCAGAAUGGUUUAUAAACUGAUCUGUGAAUACAGCAAAUGAUUCUGAUAUAAUUAAUCUACAGUGAUUUAGGAAAGUCCUAACAGGUUUUUGUGACUGCAGUGCUAUAUACUAUGUCAGUUAACAACCAUAUGUAUUAUACUAUUAAUUAUGAUGCCAGAAAAUUAUUAAUUCACCACUUUGAGGUUUACUGACAGCAUUACCUUUCAAGACCCCAAUUAGGUUUCUUAUGUUAUGAUUAUCAUAUCUGCCAAAAAAAGCUUGCUCAAAUUAUGAUCAACAAAAUCCUUAGUAAAUUAACUAUCCCACUUCAAAUUUUUAAAAAAUCAAAACUUUUCUUCAGCCAAGAAUAUUUCUUAAGAAACUUAAUUUUUAAGCUGUUGCUUUGCUGGUCCAUACUUUAUGUAUGGUAUAAUAAAGCACAUUGAUAAAUAUGUACCUUGAUCUACCUUAUGAUUUUUCUAUCUGUUAAGAAUGUACAGUGGCAAAAUUUCUAACAUUGUAUAAACCUGAAAUUUUGUAUUCUGAAUAUAUGUACAAUAAAUGUAAUAUAUAGCUUU
Messenger RNA from Hypanus sabinus (Atlantic stingray), 3326 nucleotides. It is a transcript of the gene tbc1d15, whose product is annotated as TBC1 domain family, member 15. Bases 51 to 2066 code for a protein of 671 amino acids. Lineage: Eukaryota; Metazoa; Chordata; Chondrichthyes; Myliobatiformes; Dasyatidae. The transcript is spliced from 17 exons. Gene Ontology annotation, biological process: activation of GTPase activity. Gene Ontology annotation, molecular function: GTPase activator activity. The record is from RefSeq and is a predicted model, not a curated record.